CGAGAUACCAUUAACUCGGCUCAGAUGUUUAUUCAGAAACAUGGUGCUGACAUGAACAUGUCAGAGCUCCUUCAUGAAAAUUUUUUAAAAUUAAUUUUCACUUGUUUGGAUGCGUGUUGAGGACAAUAAGCAGGUAAGCUGUUUUGGGGGUUACUUAACUUUUUUGGUAUUUUUGUUCUUUUCUUAUGUUCAGAAAGCAAAGUGAUGUGAUUUCUGCUUAGAAUGAAAUUUUCCAUUCUGCAUUUCAGACAUUUUACUCUGACAUGCCACAGGUGAAAAGGUUCAGCAAUGUUUUUCUUUCUAGUGUGGGUCAUGGUCCUGCCUCAUGGCACGACUCUCUGGCCCUGCUCUAGUUCCUGCCCCCCCAGCUGCAUGUGCACUCAGGAGAAGAGUUGCGCUGUGCUGUGUGACCGUGCCAACAUGGCUGAGCUGCCCAGAGAGUUCCCCUGUGAGGCGUCCUCCAUCAACCUGAAGAAGAACAGCCUCAGGUUCCUGUCGGAACGAGCUUUCGGCACACUCCCCUCUCUUAAGUCCCUCUUCCUGGACCACAACAACAUCUCCUUCAUCACACCUGGUGCUUUCAAGGGUCUUCCCAACCUGCUAGAGCUCACGAUGGCCCAUAACGAGUACAUCCGCUAUCUUCACACACGGACCUUCACCUCUCUCAAACGCCUGGUACGGUUGGACCUUUCCGGCUGCAACCUCUUCAACAUGCCUGACCGCAUCUUCCUGGAUCAGCCCUCGCUCAGAGAGCUCUUUUGCUUCCAGAACAAUUUCAGGCGAAUUCCAAGUGCUAUACGAGGAAUGGAGAACCUGACGCAUGUUUACUUGGAGCGCAAUAAGAUUGAAGCAGUAGCCUACAACUCUUUGCUGGGAUUAUGCAACCUCAAGUAUCUAAACCUACAGGAGAAUCGCAUCAGUGUCGUCCAUGACGAGGCAUUUAAGGACUUACGACAACUACAGAACUUUUACCUCAAUGAUAAUCUGCUGAUUGACUUGCCAAGGAAAUCUUUUAAAGGCCUCUGCCAUCUGAAGAUGUUAAAUCUGGGUGGUAACCUGCUGACCAACAUCUCCAACACCUGGUUUGGGGACCUAGUGGAACUGGAGGUUCUCUACCUGGACCGGAACCGGCUGUCAUUUAUUGACCAGGGUGCCUUUGAGAAUCUGACCAGCCUCAUGACGCUGCAUCUCAACAGCAACAAACUGUCUACUCUGCCUUGGUUCGUCUUCCAGCCCAUCUACUUCAUCGGGCAUCUUUAUUUGUUUCGUAAUCCCUGGCAGUGCAGCUGUGAGCUGGAGUGGCUGAAGGAGUGGAUGGAGAACUAUAAGCUGGUCAGGGAUAUUCCAUGUGCAUCGCCUCCUCCGGUAGCUGGUCUGGAUCUGAGCAAGGUGCUGUAUGCACACCUGAACGGUACUUGCGUUGACCCAGCGGAGUUUAACGCGACUACGGCGGCUCCAGGUUACAGUACCACACAGAGCCGGUAUAACAGCCUGAUUUCCCAGCUGAUAAAUCAGGACAUCAGGGAGGAGCUGAGGAACUUUACUGAGAGUCAGAGGAACAGGACAGCGCUGGAACCAACAGAAGGCCAGGUCUCGGCUGCUUACAGGCUUUCUAGUGUUGGUUUGGUCCUGCUAUUAGUGCUGCCAUCGCUGUUCCUCAUCCAAGCUGAGACGGGCUGUCUGUUAGACCACGGUACCACUUAAUGAAGGCCUGGCUCAGGUCUGGAGGAAGAUAUCUGCCAAGAAUGUGUUUGGACUGAAAGUCGUGCAGAUGAGAGAUUAAUCUUUCUUUCAGAUUCAGAAAGGGGAUUGUGUGAAACUGAAGGAAAACUCAUCAGCUAUAGG
Molecule: messenger RNA, 1845 nt
Organism: Clarias gariepinus (North African catfish)
Lineage: Eukaryota; Metazoa; Chordata; Actinopteri; Siluriformes; Clariidae
Gene: nyx
Product: nyctalopin
Exons: 2
Coding region: 289-1704 (471 amino acids)
Cellular component (GO): plasma membrane
Molecular function (GO): protein binding
Source: RefSeq, a predicted model, not a curated record